CUCGCCCACCUUCUGCAUCGGCACCCGGCCUGUCGCCCGCACGCCGUUCUCUCCUUGCUGCUCCUUCCCAAAUUUAUCCCCUCGUAGUUUUCCUAAGGCUUCGUGUGCACGCUGUUAACCGCCUGCCAGGUUUUUAAGAGGAGAUGUGUGCUACGGAAUCCUUCACUUAAGUCCAGUUGCACUUAGAAAUUGGCUCCUCGGAACCAAAAAUGAAAUCAGAGUUGUGUAGCACUUUUGAGGCAGCACCUCAGUUAAGCCAGAUAGCUUGGAGAGAGACAGCUUCUCUUGUUGCUGAUAACUACAGGCUUGUCUAAAUUUUUUACUUCUUGGUAAUAACAGAAAAUGUUUAAAAUCAUAACAACAAGUAAUUUUUAAGGCUGUAACUAAAUGCUGUUAAGGUUCUUUGGACUGCAUUAUACAACCAAGUAGCAUUAACAUCAGCAGGGCUUUUCUCAAGUAUUUGGGGAACACACUUGCUGAUAUGUAAAUGCAUUCUGCAGUGUUUGUCAUCAUGUUUAACCAUUAUGAAAUUUGUUGAGUUUGUAUUUUUCAACAUAGUUUUGAAUGUUUUAAAUGGGGUGUUGAACUUUCAGAACUGCAGGAGAAGUGGGACUUUUUAAUGCAAAGUCUAUAGAACGGAACGUCCCCUUGAGUUAAAUGGAAAGUGAGUUAAAAAAGCAAUUCCAAUCAACAAUCUUAAUCACACCCUUGUAAGUGCAUGUUAGAUUAAGGCAGAGACUUUCCUAAAACUUGAGCACGAUGUGAUGGCCAACAGCAGGAGGAUUAAACACAUAAUAUCAUUAUUGGAGCUAUAGUAGCGUCAGCUGGGCUGAAAGUUCUGUGAGACCAUAAUAUGAAUAGCAUGUGAAUAAAAAGCAUUUUUGGCCUGAAUGUUUCUCUACAGUGUGAUAUUACAAAUGUUGACAGCUUUGUCUUAGACAAGCUGAACAAAGUUCAGUUACCUGCAUGUACAGAAUGAAUACUUAGCAUAAAUGAUGAAAAGUUGCAUUCAUUAAGGUUCAGAAGUGUUGGUAUAUACAGCUGUCUCAAGGCUGAAAGCAGUGCAAAGAGGAAUAUUGUAUUAUUUUUUGAAGGGGGUUGAAAAUUUGUAGUUAUUUUUUCAAAACUUUUGAAGAAGUUCCUUGGUAGAAAUAAUUCUUGGUAAACCUUUUCUUUGAUGCUUGAAAGCUAAGGAUUGCAAUAGACCACUAGUAUAUAAGGGGAAGCCAGAAGUGGAAGAGAAAUAUACUAAUCUGUCUUGUUCCUCCAACCUGCAAGCCAUAAAGAAGUGAACAUUAAAGAGCAAAGCAACCCUGUAAUUUGGUGAUUCUUGACUGCAGAACAUUGACUACUGAUGCAGAAUAUUUUUGUCUUGAAAAUUAGUUUACUCUAAUCAUAAUCUUUCAAAUGACAAAGUGCAUUUAAAAUAAUAGUACUUUUUUGAUUACUUCUGAGUAUUGUCUUCAGUAAUUAAAUAGUGUCUCUUGGACCACACACUGGGUUGUUAAUUAAUGUGAUCUAUUAGAAGCAUUUUGUUAUUUUUAGUGUAUUUUCCAUAGCAUUUCUUGAAAUUCUGCUGUAUUUUUCUAGAUCUAGUGCUACAAAUUAAUUUUAUUAGAAGAUUCAUUUGUGAGGCUAAAGCAAUUGGAAGCGAGUCUCACUUAUUUUGCUGUUAGUAGGAUGUGAAUUCAUAACCUAAGUUAUCUGUUUGCCAGUGAAAAACUAUGCUUGUUACCAUAUGAAUCAGAUCAAUAAAAUCAGAGUCUGUAGAUGACAGUCUUGCAGCUUCUGAUAUCUUUUGAUGUGUGUGCUUUGUAGCUUAAUGAUGAUUUCAAGAGUGUUUUGAACAAUCUUUUAUUCAGUAGAAUACUAAUUUGGGAUUGUAUUUCCUAAAACUUAGUUUUUCUUGUUUAGGUACUUCUCUCUGCUAUUCUGUUUGUAGCAAGACAGAAAACUUCCUUAUUACUUAAAAAUAUGAAAAGAAAGGUCAUCUAAAGAAGCUGCUGAAUUUGUCAAGUAGUUGCAAAUUUGUUACUCCACUGAGAGUUCUGAUCCUGUUUUUGGCUCUUUAUCAUCUGAGGAUCAUGACUUUGACCCAUCUGCUGAAAUGCUGGUACAUGAUUAUGAUGAUGAGCGAACUCUUGAAGAAGAGGAAAUGAUGGAAGAAAGCAAAAAUUUCAGCUCUGAAAUUGAAGAUUUAGAAAAGGAAGGAAACAUGCCAUUGGAAGAUUUACUAGCAUUCUAUGGCUAUGAGCCCACGAUUCCAGUUAUGCCAGGUUCCAGUGCAAAUAGCUCUCCAAGUGAACUUGCAGAUGAACUUCCAGAUAUGACUCUAGAUAAAGAGGAAAUCGCUAAAGACCUCUUGUCGGGUGAUGAUGAAGAAACACAGUCCUCUGCUGAUGACUUGACACCAUCAGUUACUUCACAUGAGGCUACUGACUUCUUUCCUCGGCCGCUAAGAUCAAACACCACCUGUGAUGGAGAUAAGGAGUCUGAUGGUGAAGAUGUAGAGGCAGACAAUGGUAAUUCAUCUGAAGAUUUGAGAAAGGAAAUAAUGGUUGGUUCACAGUACCAGGCUGAAAUUCCAGCUUACCUUGGCAGAUGUAGUGAUGAUGAAAAGGCUUAUGAAAAUGAAGACCAUUUACUUUGGAAACCUGAUGUGAUCUCAGAAAGUAAAGUUAAAGAAUACCUUUUUGAAACCUCCUUAAGAACAGGAAAUGAAAAAAUGAUUGGCAGAAUUCCUGAAGGACUGCAUACACGGGACAAUGAACAAGCACUGUAUGAACUUCUUAAAAGCAGCCAUAAUGUUAAAGAAGCAAUUGAGAGAUACUGCUCAAAUGGAAAGGCAUCUCAGGAAGAGAUGACAGCAUGGUCAGAAGAAGAAUGCAGAAGCUUUGAAAAUGCACUUCUUAUGUAUGGAAAAGACUUCCAUCUCAUACAGAAAAACAAGGUAAGAACCAGAACAGUUGCUGAGUGUGUGGCUUUCUACUACAUGUGGAAGAAGUCGGAACGUUAUGAUUACUUUGCUCAGCAAACACGAUUUGGAAAGAAGAAAUAUAACCAUCAUCCAGGAGUUACGGACUACAUGGAUCGUUUGGUAGAUGAAGCAGAAUCCCUUGGAGGAGCAGUACAUUCUUCAGCCUUAACAUCUAACAGUCGAACAGAAACCAUUCCUGACCAACAGCUAAGCAUUCUGAACUCUAUCACUGCCAAUGAGUUGACAGCACUGACAAACACUGUAGCUACAGUCUGCCACACUUCAGAUGUGAACUGCCUGGAUGAUGCUUUUUCUCCCAUGGACAGCUUACCCCGAGCACCAGUUAAUCAUGUGCCUGUUGGAACAGAAGAAUUGCUUAACUUGCCCAGCAAUGGUGAAAGUGAUUGUUUUAAUUUAUUUGAGACUGGCUUUUAUCAUUCAGAGCUAAACCAAAUGAACAUGUGCAGCGAGGAGGCAGAAAGACCUGCGAAGAGAUUGAAAAUGGGGAUUGCUGUCCCAGAAUCUUUCAUGAAUGAUGUCUCUGUAAAUAACCUUGGUGUGGACUUUGAGAACCACACACACCACAUUACCAGUGCCAAAAUGGCUGUUUCAGUGGCUGACUUCAGUAGUCUAUCUGCAAAUGAGACAAAUGGUUUUAUCAAUACCCACACUCUCCACCAACAUGCUGCCCUUCAUUCAGAAUGACUGUGGAAAACUAAACAAACAGUGGGUACUUUAUGCAGUAGUAGUAAACUUGAUGGGAGCUAUCAGGUUUGCUUAGUCUUUCACUGGAAGUUUGAACUUUAUGACAUCAGUGAUGUCUUUGUAUGUAUAGAACUAUAUCUUGAUUUAUCAAGAGUAAUUUCUUUUUUCAGUCCAUAAAUGUGGAAAUGUCAUAGGAUGUGUGGCAGAGUUUGGGACUAAGAGAACUCUGUGAUGCAGCUUUAAGCUCUGCUUCAGUUUUUUUUCCUAAAGCCUGUAGACGGAAGCCACCAUUUCAAAACCAGCACAGAAGUUCUGAACGGAUUGGAGUGGCUUUUUUAGUAAGUUACUUUUGCCGUAAUGGAUGCAGUGGAAUAACAAUGUUUACAGGUACCGAUCCUGAUCCCUGCUCAAUGUAGCAUUUUUUUUCCCCCCCUUAUAAAGGCAGGGAUGGGUUUGUUUAUUUUAAACUGCACAAACAUACAAGGAUGUUUUUUAAAUGGAACCUUCUCUCAUGUGAUACUAAACUAGAGCACUUCAGUUUACAAAGCAGCAAAUUCAUGUUGGUGGAAGCUAGCACAAGGGAUUUAAGAUUAGUAAAGUGAAGAUCUACACUUGAAUGCUGUUGCAAAAUUAAAGGUCAUGGCUACCUUACAAAGAAGUAAUCAUGCUGCCAUAGAUGUCUGUGUACUUUAAACUUACUGGCUCAAACAGAUGAGUUUUAGGCUAUAUUGUAUUUGGAAGGGGUUUGUCCACAACUUUGAAGAGUAAUGCAAUCGUGUACCUUAACUUUCCUAAGGCAGCUGAUGUAUAAAGCUACAGUCUGCACAGCUUAGGAUUUACCACUAAACAGUCUGCAUUUGGAAGACAUCUUAAGUUGUUUGGAGCACUGCAGUUCAAGUGUUACAGUUUUAAAGGACUAUCUAGUUUAUAUAGUAAUAGUAGAACCUUGAAGUACAUGCUUGAAAGUUUUUAUUUAGCGUGGAUUGCAUUUAUUUGUUUUGGCAAGUCAUUGGCUUCAAAACGGCACUUCACUUCUGUGGUUAAAUAGGAAAGGAUGAGUAUAAAUGCAUCCCAUAAAAGCAACUAUUUAACUUCAUUACAUUUUUUUAUUUUGAACCUUGAGUGCAAUUUAGCCACCCAGGAUGUUUGUCUUGCAAAUGUUUGUUCCAAUUGCUGCAGGAACCAAGCAUAGUAUUGGCUUGUAAGAUGUUGUAGCAUACAAUUUGCAGGGUGUUCUAAUGAAAGCCUGAACGUCCCUUCAGAAGCAUUACUCCUGUCCCUCCAUACUUUUUCUUUGCACUGUUUGUAUUACAAGUUUAAUUGCCACUAAUUUGUUUUCAUUAUUCAAGCAAUUAAGUUUGCAUUGUUGAUAUUUUCAAUAGUUGCUUCAAGGUUGUGGUGAGUAAUUAGAAGGUAGUGACUUUAAUAUUUGAAAGGGAAGAGGGUAUUUAUUACGCAUACUGUGAACUGCAUUGAUAUCCCAAGUUUCAGAUGCAGCAUAUGGAGUUUUCUUUACAGCAUUAUAAUGAAGAUUGCUUUGAAGUGUUUAUGCAAUAGCACAUUUAUCAUAUUAAAAACAAAUUAGUUUAGCACAGUGGACAAAAGUAGAUAUGGUUUUGUAAUCAGUAAUCAAUCUGAAAUACGUAACUUUAGUAAGUACACAGUAAAUAACGGGUAGCCUUGGCCCUGUGUUGUACUCUUGACAUUUUUAGCCAAGUUCUCAGCUUCUUACUGCUGUGUUUUGUGCUGAACUUUGUACCUUGUUUCCUUCGUUUAUGAAUCAGCCCAUUUUAAGUAAUUUUGUAGAAUUCUGGCCAUAAUCUUCCAUUGUUACACAUUCAAGUUUAUCUAUGGGUUUACAGUGAGUGGCUGGUAUACAAGGAUGACUGAAUGCUUAUACCAGUUGCACUUAAAUGAACAUGCCCAUUUUCAUUAGUUGAUGCAGUAAUAUACUCAGUUUAUCUAUGCAUUGCUGGGCUCUUAAAGUAGGCAGAGACUUGUCUAAGGUUUGGGUUGUCAGCAAGUUGAAUGGACACUUUAGUUAUUUAAUAAAGACUUUGACCAAAAUUCAGAAAAUGAUAUGAGAGAAAAAUGAUUUCCGGGUAGUCUAAUAUAAAUGCUGAUCUUAUUUAGCCUGUUGGCUAGCUAGCUGGUAUCGUUUACUUUUAAUUCCUUGUUAAAAUGAGGCAAUAAUUUGCAAGAUUUCGUAAAUAUGUAAAUUCUUCAUAUCUUUUUAGAUACUCUUCCAAUAUUUUCUGACUACUUCUGUGUAUAGUAACAUUUUUGUGCAUGCUUGAUGUGACAUCCAUGAAUUUGUACCACUAUGACUUUAUCCAUGUAAAAUAGCUAUUUAUUGAAGUUUACUUUUAAAAGCUGGACUUACUUUUUUUCUCUCAGUUUAAACAUUUAAAUGGAGAACUUGUUACUGUUUAUUAAAAGAAUUGUGUUUUGAAAGUCAGCAUGGAGAUAACUGAAUUUCAACCAUGUGAAGAAAUUACAAUGCCUUGGCUAUUACACAGUGAAGCACAAUUCUUGUAACAAACUGUGAUGAAUUCUUUGUCCUUUGCCACCUGUGUUCUUCAUACAAACAAACCAAAAAAUCCAUAAUGGGCAAUUGCAGUGUUGGUAAAUGUAUCCUUUUUAUAUGUACAGGGAAUCUAAAGAGGGUAGCAGAUUCAUGUAGAAGUGUAACUGGUGCUGUGAUUAUAGCAAUACCACAGUUGGUCACACGUCAUCUUCCCAUGCUAGGUUCUUAAGUGUUUAGUCUUCCUCUUGUAAUGGUCAAACUGCUGAAUUUACUUGAAGGAUGUACAAUACUGUUUGAAGAAUACGAAAUUGUGUAUGAUGAGGUCAGUGAAUUGUGCAAUUGAAACUGAGAGGCAGAAAUAUAGGAAAACUUCAGUUCAAGUAGAACACAGUGAUACUACUUAAUUUAACCAAAGUUUCUAAUGAGUAUUUCAGCUUUGAAUGUAAACUAAUGGAUAAACUGACCAACAGGGACGCUAUUUGCCCAGCAUUACAAGCACAUGGUCUACAGACAGGGAAAUGAAAUACAGUAAUUUGUAAGAUAAUAACAAGGUUACUAUUUUUAUUAUUCCUAUUUUGCAUUGAAAGAAGGAGGAAGAUGCUAUCAGUUGUACAAUAAAGUAGGAAUGGUUAUAGUCUUCCUGAUAAAACAGAGAUUCCAGUUAUUCUCAGUUCAAAGUAACUACCCUGUGCAUAACAACAAAUCAAGUGACAAUCGGAACAUGUUUUAGUAUCAGAUGUUCAAGAGGAAGUCGCUGUUGUUGCAUUGGUUUUAAUAUUUGUACAUAAACACUGAUUUUUUUGAGCAUUAUUUUGUAUUUGUUGUACUUUAAUACCUGGUGUACAGCUCCAGAAAUAAAUGUCUGGAAACCUUU
Molecule: messenger RNA, 7083 nt
Organism: Melospiza melodia melodia
Lineage: Eukaryota; Metazoa; Chordata; Aves; Passeriformes; Passerellidae
Gene: MIER3
Product: MIER family member 3
Exons: 12
Coding region: 2108-3682 (524 amino acids)
Biological process (GO): negative regulation of transcription by RNA polymerase II
Cellular component (GO): nucleoplasm
Molecular function (GO): transcription corepressor activity; histone deacetylase binding
Source: RefSeq, a predicted model, not a curated record